Molecule: messenger RNA, 1736 nt
Organism: Stylophora pistillata
Lineage: Eukaryota; Metazoa; Cnidaria; Anthozoa; Scleractinia; Pocilloporidae
Biological process (GO): nucleotide-excision repair, DNA damage recognition; UV-damage excision repair; base-excision repair
Cellular component (GO): nucleotide-excision repair factor 1 complex
Molecular function (GO): damaged DNA binding
Source: RefSeq, a predicted model, not a curated record
AAUAACUUUCCCUCAUACGCACGUGUAUGAAAACAUCAAGGCAAGACACUCGGGAGGACUGGUAUCGAAUAGCGCCAGUCCCACUCUGUGUUUUACAUCAUGGCGGAAACGGCGGAUGAUUCGAACGACACUGCACGCGAAAAAGUAGUUUCUAAAGGGCUAGCGAAAAGGAAAUACCUGCUUGAAGAUAAAGAUUUGGAAGGAUUAGAGUUUAAAUUGAAGGAUAACCCCGUCAACAAAAGUUAUGCUCCCAUGAAAAUAUUUAAACUGUCAGAAGUAGAGUCGGUCGCUAUUUCGAAAUGGGAAAGCAUGGAAAAGCUGGAAGCUGAGCUGGAAAAAAGAAGGCAACAGGGUUCGAAGUUAGCGGAAAGAAAAGAGGAAGAAAAGAGACAUUUUUGGAAUAGCGAGGAGUUAUAUGAACCACUUAAACCAUUCAUGGAGAAUAUAGAGCUGCCAUCAGAAAGGGUGUCAUCAUAUUUUAAAGAUAAACGAGAUAGAAAACAAGCCAAUGAAAGUAUUGACAGUCUCCUCGAGUGUGAUGUGAUCCUGUGUUUUUGUGACUGUCUGCAUAGCAUCCCACCUGAUUCUGUGGCUCGUCAACUAUUAAAAAACUUUCCAGAAGCUAGACAAGUUGACAGAAAGACACCUUACAAUGAAAGACGGAAAAUGGGGCAUUUUUCUUGGACCUCUAGUGCAUCGUCUGAAAAAACAAUUGUCAAUUUAUAUGUAGUACAUAAGUGGAAGGGUGUAUCUCGAAGACAAGAAUCUUCAUCGAUGAUAAGUUUUGACGCUCUUGCUAUCUGUCUUAAAAGGCUCUCGGCUUUAAUCUCCAAGACAGUCCACACUGACGGCCGGCCGGGUAACAGUUUAAACAUUGGAACUUACUUGCCGUACAGAGUGGACUCUGAAAUGUUCAAACGAACUUUAGAGGAAACUAUGGAAUAUCCUGUGAAGGUGUAUACCAUCACGAACAAAGACUCGUCCUCAAAAUGAUCAGCUGUCGAAGGAACUCUGAUAAAACAAGGCGUCAUAAAAUGAAGAGAAGGAACAGUAUCAAAAGUGAAAAAAAUUAUACCAUACAGUAUAUGAUGUCUGCGAAUGGUUAUUAUGAAAGGUUUACGCAGCGUGUUAUCUCGCAUGAUAGAUUACUGUGCGCGCUGAAGCAUACAAUUAAGGCAGCGUUAAUAUUGUUGUUAAAAAUAUAAUAACAGUAUUCAGAACAGCAAAAUGAUACCAGACUUUUAAGUAGUGGCAGUUAAUAUUUUUACCUAAUCAAAAAGUAAAAGAGAAGAGUUAACAGUAGUUUAAAAUCAAUGAAAUUGAAAGACUUGGUUUUGGCGCUCGUUUGUUGGUUUUUCCGAUGAACAGUCGGACAAGUCUUAUUUAAUGUUCAAUUUUUUCUUUGUGUUUGGUUUUUCCCUUUUUCAUAUUUGUCACCUAAAGUGAUUAGCGCACCCAUUCUAGACUAGCGAAUUAAUAAGUAUGAGCAAAGGGGUAAGUUUAUAAAGCUCCGGUGGGGGAGGGGGGGUUUUCUAAAACUGAGGUUUGGAGCGUCAGUCCAUUUUUUGCUUCACAAACUCUCUACGUUGGUCAAUUUAUUGAGUCUGAAUUCAUCUUGACCAGCGCUUGCGAAGAUAAAUUGUCUGAUAGUUAAACAUGUAACGUGUAAUACAUAUAUCUUAUUGUGUAGUAUGGCUGAGUAUUUUUACGAGUUGUGCCGUAUUUUGCCGAAGGAC